Messenger RNA from Mesitornis unicolor (brown roatelo), 1018 nucleotides. RefSeq names its product 1-acylglycerol-3-phosphate O-acyltransferase 2 (gene AGPAT2). Bases 1 to 666 code for a protein of 221 amino acids. Gene Ontology annotation, molecular function: 1-acylglycerol-3-phosphate O-acyltransferase activity. Gene Ontology annotation, cellular component: membrane; endoplasmic reticulum. The record is from RefSeq and is a predicted model, not a curated record. Gene Ontology annotation, biological process: phosphatidic acid biosynthetic process. NCBI's taxonomy places the organism in Eukaryota, Metazoa, Chordata, Aves, Mesitornithiformes, Mesitornithidae. The transcript is spliced from 6 exons.
AUGCGGGACAGACACCUGGGUGGACCACAGGGCAAAAUCAUCAAAACUGUGGUCAAGUCCUUCAAGUAUUUCUUCGGCCUGAGGUUUGAGGUGAAGGGACUGAAGAACUUCGAGGUGGAGGGCCCUGCUAUCAUUGUGUCCAACCACCAGAGCAUCCUUGACAUGAUGGGGCUGAUGGAGGUCCUGCCUGACGACUGUGUCCAGGUGGCCAAGAAGGAGCUGAUGUACGCUGGCUUCGUGGGGCUCAUCAUCUACCUCGGUGGUGUCAUCUUCAUCAACAGGAAGAGCACCACCAGUGCCAAGAUGGUGAUGGCAGAGGUGGCCAAGACGAUGACAGCUGAAAAUGUGAAGGUGUGGGUGUACCCAGAGGGCACGAGGAACUGCACAGGGGAUUUGUUGCCAUUCAAGAAAGGAGCAUUUCACCUUGCUGUCCAGGCACAGGUCCCAGUAAUCCCCGUGGUGUACUCCUCCUUCACCACCUUCUAUAACCCGAAAAAGAAUCUAUUUACAUCAGGCAAAAUCAUGGUUGAGGUUCUGCCUCCAAUAGACACCAAAGGCCUGACCUCAGACGAUGUCUCCGACCUCACUGACAGAUGCUUCCACACCAUGAGGGAGACCCUCUUCAGGCUGUCAGGCCGUCCAAGCCAGGAGAAGGACUCAUCCUAGAUGCUUCUCCAGUGGCGUCACCCUGUGGUGGUGGCCGAAGGGACCUCUCUGUUGCCAAAUAGCGAAGGAACUUCUCUUUCUCUGCAGUGACUUCUGAUGCUGGGAACACCACGGACUGGCACACAUGGGCUGUCCAGCCAGCGCUGAGGUUCCCCCUUGAGUGGAUUUCUCUUAUGGGUUCAUUAUCUUGCAAUGAAACAUCUCCUUUUUCUGAAUUUCUCAGGCAUCAAACUUGUGCUACCAAAGGGCUCGAUGACCCGAGAGGUGAGUUCCCCCAGCUCAGGGAGCUGGCGUGGGGUGACAACGAAAACCUGGCUGGAGGCUGGGCUCUGCCUCAUGCGGAUGUCCCUGC